AUGAACUUAAGAGGACUGAUAUUAUGCGAACUUACAACAUUUUGUAUUCUCAAAUUCUGUUUAUAUGAGAAAUAUCUUCCAGUAAAAUACUUUAAAACAUUAUUUCUUGGAGGGGCUCUUUACAAUUUCGCAAAAAUCAAGGACUACAUUGCAAUUUAUCAAAGAUAUUUGAAUGCUCCAUUCCAUCAUCCCCUCGCCUUCAUCUUCGGCCUCAUUUCUUCUCCCCUCCUUCCUUUCUUUCACACCAUAACAACUUUCAUCACAUUUUCGAAAACUGAUCUGUUACCGUACGCCGCCGUUCAUUACCGCAAUGGCUUCGAAUCAGCCUGCCGCCGACGAAACCACCCCGUCGUAUCAAAAGCAGCCGACCAAACGGAUCAUCCCGACCACCGCCACCCCCAAUCCAUCGAAGUCCGAACAUCCUCCCCACGCUUCAAACCAUCACCCGCCGCCUUGCGCCCCAACCGCCGCAUCGCCAUCGCCGUCGACCUCAGCAACGAGAGCGCGUACGCCGUCAAGUGGGCCGUCGAGAAUUACGUCCGCCCCAGCGACACCGUCACCCUCGUGCACGUCAACUCCACCUCCGUCCUCUACGGCGCUGACUGGGGCCCCUUCGCCUCUACUACCACCAUCGACCCCACCGUGUCAGAAGAAGAACGCGACAAUUUCACGGCGGCGAAAGCCAACCACCUGGCGCAGCCAUUAGCGGAGGCCAACGUGCCGUACAAGAUUCACAUCGUGAAGGAUCAUGAUAUGAAGGAGAGGCUUUGCUUGGAGGUGGAGAGGCUUGGAUUCAGUGCCCUGAUCACCGGGAGUAGAGGGGCUGGUGUUUUGAGGAAGAGCACCAAAGGGAAGCUUGGGAGUGUGAGUGAUUACUGUGUGCAGCACUGCUCGUGUCCGGUGGUGGUGGUUAGGUAUAAUCAAGAGAAAGAGGAGGAGGAGGAGGAGGCAGCUUCGGAUCUUAUCUGA
Sesamum indicum (sesame) is the source of this 969-nucleotide messenger RNA. The record is from RefSeq and is a predicted model, not a curated record. NCBI's taxonomy places the organism in Eukaryota, Viridiplantae, Streptophyta, Magnoliopsida, Lamiales, Pedaliaceae.